Messenger RNA from Ornithorhynchus anatinus (platypus), 3053 nucleotides. It is a transcript of the gene STOX1, whose product is annotated as storkhead box 1. The record is from RefSeq and is a predicted model, not a curated record. Gene Ontology annotation, cellular component: cytoplasm; nucleus. The transcript has 3 exons. Gene Ontology annotation, molecular function: DNA-binding transcription activator activity, RNA polymerase II-specific; RNA polymerase II transcription regulatory region sequence-specific DNA binding. Gene Ontology annotation, biological process: positive regulation of transcription by RNA polymerase II. Lineage: Eukaryota; Metazoa; Chordata; Mammalia; Monotremata; Ornithorhynchidae. The coding region runs from base 94 to 2793 and encodes 899 amino acids.
GAGCCCGUAGCCCUGUCGAAACUCCUGCCGACUCCUCAGUCCUUCCCUUUUUUUUUCCCUCUCUCUUUCCUUUUAGGUGAUGUCCCAGGACAGAUGAAUCCAAUUACUCGAUACCAGUUCAUACCUCUGGCUGAGGUUCUCUGCUGCGUCAUUGCCGACAUGAACACGGCCCACGAGCUCGUUACCCAGGAAUCCUUAAUGGAACAGUUGGGGAAACACUAUCCAGGCCUAGCCACUCCUUCCCCGGACAUUCUCUAUACCACUCUGGGGACUCUGAUUAAAGAGAGGAAAAUCUAUCACACGGGAGAAGGAUACUUCGUCGUCACCCCUCAGACGUACUUCGUCGCCAAAACCGCCCACCGAGAGAAUCGGAGCGUUCUCCUCGAAGACCAUCCCUCCCUGUCACCUCCGGUCACUUACCUGGUCAGCAUGGAGAGUCCCGCCGAGCUAACUAAGGGAAACACUGCCCCGAUGACCCACUGUAAGUUCUGCCAUUGCUUCUCCGGUCUGGGUUCACCGGGCACCCAAGGACAGCCGUCUCCCGGAGAAGGACACGGGAGGGGUCAGAAGGGCAUCGGGGAUUCCAAGCCUUCCGUCCGGAAUCAGGCCGUCUCUACAUCUGAGGAGAGCCCUCUGGCUGAGGUGCCCAAAUCCUUGCCCCCCACAAAGGAAAAAGAAAAAGAAAAAGGCAGGAAGUUUGGCCUGCGUCUCCUCUGGCGGAACAUGUCCCGGAAAGAGAAGCCCAAAAAGGAGUACGGCACUUUCUCGGCUCAGUUUCCCCCGGAGGAAUGGCCGGUCCGGGACGAGGAGAACUUAGACAACAUUCCCCGGGACGUCGAACACGAGAUCAUCAGGCGCAUCAACCCCGUGCUGACUGUGGACAACUUAAUCAGACACACCGUGCUGAUGCAGAAAUACGAGGAGAGGAAGAAAUACCUGAGCCAGGGCACCUCCACGGAACUGUUGGCAACCCGGCACAAGCACGUCUCCAAGGGCGGCGGCGGAAAGAGGCAGAGCAGGCCGGCGAAGCUUCACAGGAGGGGGCAGACCGGCAGAGAGAGACGCGCCAACGGAAGCCGGCGGGGGUCUCCGGGCAGCGAGCCGAGGCUCGGCCGGGCCAAGGACCCACAGCCCCUCGCCGCCCGGGCCGGACCCGGCACGCCACACGGAGCGACGGCGGCAAAGCCGCUCUGGGAGGACUGUCCGGGGCCCCGAUCCCCCGUCAUCCGCAAGAAGCAGAUCGACCAUCCCUUCUGGAGCCUCCCACCCUCAGGGAACACUUUCCCCAAAAGGCUUCCUGGAGAGAGGGCCCCUCACUCCAAGUCGGGUCGGCUCGGAAAGCGAGAAAGAACUUGCCAGAGGUCCGGGUCUCUGGAUUCCCCAAGAACCUUCGGCGGCGCCGCCCAACAGCUCGGUCCUAAACAGCGCCGAGGCAAAACCAAGUCGAAGGAAUCCCCGUACGCUCAGAAAUCUCCCGUCCAACCCGCCGGCGAUGGUUUCGAUGUCGGCCCUCCAGACCCUCCGCCGCGUGGCAGUCGGAGAGCGGGAGAUAGAUGCCGACUCUGUGGAGAAGGCCCAUCUGAGCGUGCUCCGUAUCCUGGCCGAAGCCAAAAAACCCUCGCCGGCAUCCAGAGGGAAACCCUCUCACGCGCUGACUCAACAGGGGAGGUCGGAGGGGAAGCCCAGCGCCAACUGCUAGAUCCCCAAGGCAGCCAGUCCUGGGACCAAGCCGCCAGCGCCCAGAGGCUCGUGGAGAAAACAACCCGCCAGCUCCAAAACCUCGGCCUCGGGGAUGGCCCGGGGGGUCCUGUCCACGCGAGACCCCUUAGGGAUGUGGAAAACGAACUAAGGGGGAAGACUCCGGCCAAUUGUCCCGAGGCCGCCGGCCUAGAAAAUGAAGGAUUGACCGACGAGGAUGACGACGACCAGACUCUAUAUCAGCAAGACGUGGAAGAUAAUGAUGAUGUCUGCAGUUCCUUGUAUCUGGAGGAGGAAGAGGAGGAGGAGGAGGGCUCUUCUGAGAACAAUGAACUGUGUCGGAUGCUGACCGGUCACAUUCCGUUCUCCCUGGCCGACGCCAGCCAGUGGAAUCAGGCAGCAUCAAGACAUGGGGCUGGGGCAUCUCCGGGUCCCUGGAGCAACGGUAGGAGCCUGGCCAACUUCAAUCCAGUCAGGUUCGGUUUGGAGUCUCGCCUGCGUGAAGGAAACGGAGGCCUCGGACCUGCAGGGUCACUUAUUAACCCAGAUGGAGGCCAGAAAGCAGGGCUCGCGGGGGAGAACCGUGGCCUCCAUCCAAAGCCUCAGCUCGGUUUUAACAACUGCGGAGGGGAAGCUGGCACGGCCGAACGCGUUCAGGCUUCCGGGAUCGCGGGCGGCGGCAGAUUUGAUUACUAUAACACGAGUGAGGCGGACACCGAGGCUCUGCAGACGUCUGCCAGUGACGUGGGUGAGAAAUCAGCUUGCUGGAGCGCGAGCCCCCCGGAUGAGGAAACGAGAAAACACUUCACACAAAAAUUGGAGCUUUUCGACACGGCGCAUUCCCCGAUUUUGGUGCAGAGCAUCCGGAGGGAACAGAACCACUUGGAAGGAACCGAAAACCACAGCAUCACUGGAGACAGCGGAAUAGACUCUCCUCGAACCCAGAGUCUGGCAUCUAAUAAAUCCGUCGAUUUGGACGCACUGAAACGGCGACGGAGUUUUGUGCAAAACUUCGAAGGCGCAACGAGCCAAAGGCAGAGGUCGGCACUUUCAUCUCGUCCCUUAUUACAACUGACUCCAGUCAUGAAUGUUUAAUUCUUGUUUUCCUUUUGGGGUCUUUGGCUAACUUCCUGAGGUUUGUUUGUUUUUUUUAAAAAAAGAUUUUGUACAAAUGUACAGUAUUUCUAUAAAUGUUUAAUCAGCUGAAUACACAAGGUUCAUCCACGUCGUUGUAUACACUUUCAAACCUCAUGAAUAUUGGCUCUAGAGACUGAUUUUUCUCUUCUGACUUUUUUAAAACACAAAGCAAUUAAUCUUCCUGUAGCGUUAUUAGGAACAUGUUUGCAAUAAAAAUA